Molecule: messenger RNA, 1383 nt
Organism: Lingula anatina
Lineage: Eukaryota; Metazoa; Brachiopoda; Lingulata; Lingulida; Lingulidae
Product: toll-like receptor 2
Biological process (GO): inflammatory response; signal transduction
Cellular component (GO): plasma membrane
Molecular function (GO): protein binding; signaling receptor activity
Source: RefSeq, a predicted model, not a curated record
AUGGCGCUUGCCAGCAAUUCCCUCAUCUAUCUUGACAUAAGCAUGAACAAAUACAGCUUUUCCUCGGACCAAUGUGACAUAUUCUCAAAUUCACCAAACUUACACGAUCUUUCUAUGCACAACAACCAGUUGAAUGAUAUGAAUUCUACCGCAUUAGUGACUAUGUUCCGCAAUCUCACAAAACUCCGGAAACUGUAUAUUCAUAACUCAAAGCUGGCAAACCUUCCUCCAAAAAUAUUUGCUAACAAUAGAAUGCUGAGUACGCUUCAACUGCAAUCCAACUACCUGUCAACGUGGGAUCCAAUCGUUUUCCAACCGCUACUGUCAUUAAAAAAGCUGUUCAUGGAUCACAAUAACAUUCGUAUUCUAAAUGAAACGUCGUUUCCGCAGUUCAUAUGGACUAAUCUGACGGAAAUUAAUUUAGCGGGAAACCCCUUUUCCUGUACGUGUGAAAAUUUAUGGUUUCGGAAUUGGAUGCAAUCCACCAAGGUAAAACUCCUACAGCCCCAUUACUACCAGUGUUACGCACCCGAAAAACUGGCAAAAACUCCGUUUCUAGAUUGGCAUCCUACCAAGGCCCAAUGCACGCCGCUGCCAGCAUGGGUCAUAGCCAGCGCCAUCGGAGUCCCUACACUGUUAUUUCUGGCACUCGUGAUAGUGGUGUCCCACCGUUAUCGAUGGUACAUACGCUACUGGUGCUUUACCUUACGUUCGCGUUACAAGCGUCUAGAACCUUUUGAAAAUAACGGUAACUUCGUAUUCGACGCGUUUGUGUCCUACAACUGCCACGAUCGCCACUGGGUUAUACAAAGACUGCUUCCGAAAUUGGAAUAUGACGCUGGUUUCAAGCUUUGUCUUCACGACAGAGAUUUCAUCGUAGGCCAUGACAUCUUGGAUAACAUCGUGGACGCUUUAGAGGUCAGUAGGAAGACGAUUCUCGUAUUGUCCAACAACUUUGCUGAAAGUCAAUGGUGCCAAUUGGAAAUGACGAUGGCUCAGCACAAGCUAUUUGAUGAGAACAAAGAUAUUCUGGUCUUGGUAUUGCUCGAGGACAUCAAACCUGAGAACCUCAGCAACAGACUGACCCUGUUGCUAAGGAAGCAGACCUACAUAGAGUGGCCUCGCGAGGAAGAAGGUCAAGACCUCUUCUGGGAAAGAGUGAAGGCAGCUCUCCAAAGACCCCCCGGAUAUGAACCUUUACAGUGAUACUUUGUUGAAUUUUUAUGGCAUCUUAUAAAAUGAGUGUUAUAUACUAUUAACUGAAAUGCAAUAACAGACAUUAGUUAGUUGAAAUGAUGAAAGUGGAAGGUAUGGAGACGGCUUUCCAGGAAUGUUUUUAGUUGUAACAGUUGAAAACAUAAUACGUGUAUAUUAUAGUCUUGA